Messenger RNA from Photinus pyralis (common eastern firefly), 3185 nucleotides. RefSeq names its product alanine--tRNA ligase, cytoplasmic (gene AlaRS). Gene Ontology annotation, biological process: tRNA modification; alanyl-tRNA aminoacylation. The record is from RefSeq and is a predicted model, not a curated record. Gene Ontology annotation, molecular function: amino acid binding; ATP binding; alanine-tRNA ligase activity. NCBI's taxonomy places the organism in Eukaryota, Metazoa, Arthropoda, Insecta, Coleoptera, Lampyridae. Gene Ontology annotation, cellular component: cytoplasm; mitochondrion. The transcript has 2 exons. Bases 179 to 3079 code for a protein of 966 amino acids.
AAACCCUCUCUCCGCCCCUGUGUUCACCGGUUGACCUGACCGGUAGCAGUUUGAAUUGCAUCAUCCUGUAAAAGCACUUUUUGUUUUUAAUUAAAAUCUGAUGCAAUUUGAUUCAAGAUUUUAACUGAAGCUAAUUACACGUAAUUAAGCGGCCGUUUUGACUUAUCCAUAGUACACAAUGAAUUCCAAUUUAAAGGCGAACGAGAUUCGCAACAUUUUCAUCGACUUCUUUAAAUCAAAAGACCACAACUAUGUCCAUUCAUCGUCGACGAUACCUUUGGACGAUCCGACGUUAUUGUUUGCGAACGCCGGGAUGAAUCAAUUCAAGCCAAUCUUUUUGGGUACGGUAGACCCGAAUAGUGAUCUGUCCAGGUUGACACGCGCCGUUAAUACGCAGAAGUGCAUCCGUGCGGGUGGUAAGCAUAAUGAUCUGGAUGAUGUCGGUAAAGACGUAUAUCAUCACACUUUCUUUGAAAUGUUGGGAAAUUGGUCGUUUGGUGAUUAUUUCAAGACGGAAAUCUGCUCCUGGGCUUGGGAGUUACUGACUAAAGUUUUAAAAUUACCAUCUGACCGUUUGUAUGUCACCUACUUUGGUGGCGAUCGGUCACAGGGCUUGGAACCGGACGAAGAGUGUCGGAAGAUAUGGUUAAAACUGGGUGUAAAGCCUUCGCAUGUUCUUCCGGGCAGUAUGAAGGAUAACUUUUGGGAGAUGGGCGAGACUGGUCCCUGUGGUCCAUGUUCCGAACUCCACUUUGACCGUAUUGGAAACAGAUCUGUACCGGAACUCGUGAAUCAAGAUGACCCUGAUGUGCUCGAAAUCUGGAAUCUGGUCUUCAUUCAGUAUAACCGCGAAUCGGACGGUACCCUGAAGAGCUUGCCUAAGAAGCAUAUCGACUGUGGCUUAGGUUUCGAGAGGUUGGUCUCGGUUAUUCAAGGAAAACGUUCGAAUUACGACACCGACAUUUUCGUGCCCAUAUUCGACGCAAUUCAGAAGGGCACGGGCGCACCUCCUUACCAGGGCCGUGUCGGUAAAGACGACGCCGAAGGUAUUGAUAUGGCCUACCGUGUCUUGGCAGAUCACGCUAGAACUAUUACCAUUGCGCUGUCGGAUGGAGGUAAUCCCGAUAAUACCGGUCGUGGGUAUGUGUUGCGGCGAAUUUUACGCAGAGCCGUUCGGUAUGCUACCGAAAAGCUGAAUGCGAAACCGGGAUUUUUCGGUAGUCUGGUGCAUACGGUUGUUGCGAUUUUGGGUGACGUUUUUCCGGAGGUGAGGAAAGAUCCACAGAGUGUUAUCGAUAUGAUUAAUGAGGAGGAGGAGCAGUUUCUUAAAACUCUCAGUAGGGGGCGCAAUUUGUUAAAUCGUACCAUAAACAAAUUGGGUGACUGUAAGAUGUUACCCGGUGAUUUGGCGUGGCGAUUAUAUGAUACGUAUGGUUUUCCUGUUGAUCUAACCCAGUUAAUGGCAGAGGAACGUCAGCUUACAAUUGAUAUGGCUAGUUACGAGGAAGCAAAGAAGCAGGCUCAGCUGAUAUCCCAAGGGCGGGGGGCGGGUGUAGAGGAUACCAUCAAUUUGGACGUCCAUGCCAUAAUGGAGUUGCAAAACCAAGGCAUACCACCGACUGACGACUCCUUUAAGUAUGGUUACACUGCGAGUGACGAUUUAAAUUGCGAAUACAGCUUUGAGGCCUGCCAAGGUAAAAUUAUAGCGUUAAGAUUUAACAAGCAGUUCGUAAAUGAAGUCACAUCUGGGCAAGAAUGUGCGGUUUUAUUGGACAAAACCUGUUUCUAUGCCGAACAAGGUGGCCAAAUAUACGACGAGGGUUUCAUGGUUAAAGUUGGGGACGAAGAAGUGGAAUUUGCAAUUAAAAAUGUCCAAGUAAGGGGCGGGUACGUUAUUCACAUCGGCACUGUUGAAGGGGUACUUAAAAAGGGGGACACAAUGCUGUUACACCUCGAUAAAUCUCGUCGCCGUCUGAUUAUGAAUAAUCACACAGGCACUCACGUCCUCAAUUACGCACUGAGGAAAGUUGUGGGUCAUGAAGCCGAGCAGAAGGGUUCUCUCGUUGCCCCGGACCGUCUGCGAUUUGAUUUCAGCAAUAAAGGUGCCAUGACAACGGCUCAAGUAAAGGACACUGAAAUCUAUUCGAAAGAACUAAUAGCGAAAAAUGGAAAAGUAUACGCCAAGGAAACCCCUCUAGGCACUGCCAAGUCAGUCAAUGGCUUAAGAGCCGUGUUCGACGAAACCUAUCCAGACCCAGUUCGUGUGGUGUCAAUUGGCGUUCCCGUCGAGACUCUAGAAGCAGACCCUUUCGGCCCGGCCGGUAUGGACACUUCGGUCGAAUUCUGCGGAGGAACGCAUUUGCACUACGCAGGUCAUAUUGGCGACUUUGUAAUUGCGAGUGAGGAGGCGAUUGCCAAGGGAAUUCGUCGGAUAGUCGCACUCACGGGACCCGAGGCGACUCGUGCGCUUAACCGAACCGAAAUGCUCGAAAACCGGCUUAACACGAUCAAGGCAACCGUCGAGGAGGACAAAUCGAGCGAUCGUUCCAAAGAGCAUGUCCGCAAAAUUGUCGAGCUCACCGAAGAAAUUUCUCACGCCACCAUACCUUACUGGAAAAAAGAUGAACUGCGCAACACCUUGAAGGCCUUAAAAAAACUGUUGGAUGACAAAGAGCGCGCGCACAACGCGGCCAUCGCCAAUCGCGUCGUGGAGGAGGCCAAAGCAGUCAUAGAAGCCAAUCUUAACGUUCCAUUCUUAGUGCACGAAUUUCAAGCGUUCUCGAAUACGAAAGCGUUAGACUCCGCCUUAAAGCAAGUGAAACUCUUAAGUCCGACCACAUCCGCCAUGUUUUUUACUGUAGAUCCUGAAGCAAAGAAGAUUUUCUGUUUAUGUUCAGUCUCGAAAGAAGGUCUUCAGAGAGGAUUAAAAGCAAAUGAAUGGGUCAUUCCGAUAGCCGCGAUUAUGAUGGGUAAAGGAGGCGGAAAGGCUGAAUCUGCACAAGCUUCUGGUCAUAACGUUAAAUGUCGCUGGCAAGCUGUAGAAAUGGCAAAGGCAUUUGCCGACACUAUAUUUACAUAAUUUCUUCUAUCUCAUUUUAACUUACCUUUUGGGUAGGUGAAAUGUUCUAUAAUACCGUAACUAUUGUAACGUUGAAUAUACAAUAAAUCGAAUUUAUUAACAAUAA